AUGUCUUUACUCUACUUCAACUUCUGUUCGCAUCGUUCACACCAGUUCAACAACGCCUUGAGCUCACCUGUCAGACUAGAAUGGUCAUCUGAGAAGACGCCAGCCGACGACACUUCUGGCAGACGUCGAGUCCAUCCCAUCCGUCGGCCGGUCCCGCCCCCCGUGGCCUUCGUGCCUCCACACCUGUGCUGUGCACUUCGUCGGAUUCGUCUGUGUGUCUCUCUGGGCCCCGAAUCGCCUCCUCGAUUUGCCUCCGCGUUGGCGGCUGCGACGGUGGAAUCGGCGCCGACGGAGGCCCCGCUCAGUUACUCACAACUGAACCAACACGGCGCCGCUCCUCACACACACACAGAUGCCUCUGCCCGAUUUCCGGCCGCCAUCUCUUCUUCUUCUACUUUUUUUGCUUCUGUUUUUUUUCUUAAGGUUUCGAUACUUUUUUUCUGUUCAAGCAUCAUGUUCUUAUCACGAAGUCGCUCCGAUCAUUAAUGAUAACUUGCUUCAAUUUUCCUUUUUUGUUUUCGGAUCAUGAUUUGAGUGAUAAGGUUCAAAUUUUUUAUUGAUUGAUCUAAAUUUAAAUCCAAGCUUUCUCUGUUUUUGAGCGAAAUAUUUUCAAACCGAUGCUUUUAACAGUCCAUCCCUUGCACCAAAUAUAAGCUGUUCUCAUCAUCUGGUCCCAUAAAUCUAUCUUCAUCCAAUUUUUCGUCGAUUCAUAGAUCUUGUCUCCUUCUCAUUUCCCCUUGUUGAAUUCGUGUCGUUUUCGGCUCCGAAACUGAUGAUGCUCUUCUCCUCCGCCUCUUCUUCUUCUUCCUUCUCAUUUCGUGCGGCCUCGACGUCCGUCUGUCAUCGUGGCACAUUCCGACGCCUUUUGUUCGCAUUCCCACACUCGGAUGCGAACUUUUUUUCUCUCCUGCUCAUUUGUUUCUCUUCUCAUGUAACACCUUUUGAUGUAUUGGUAUCAAAGUUUGAGGAAGAACUGAUCUAUUCUUGUAGAAUUUCAAGUUUUUCAGCAUUUGGAACACGAUUUUGAAGUAUUUACCCUGUUCUAAAAUGGAGAAUAAAUAUGAUCUGACAAUUUUUGAAAAUGAAACAAAAUUAAUAAAAUACUUUUUUUGAAGUGCGUUAUUGAUUCGCUGAUUUUUUUUAUUAAUACUGAACCAUUUUUGAUCAAAUUUGAACAUUUCCUACUGAUUCGAAGUUUUCUCGCAAAAUCGGCUUUGAGGAUUCCAAAAUCCCUCAAGUUGUCCCUUGCUUGGUACCCCGAAGAUUCUCGGAUAAUCCUUUUUUCUGAAUUUUCAAUUUCUCUCUCGUUUCCUUGUUUUUAUCUCGUCGCGGUUUAUAUCUGCUUUCAUUUUAGAUCUUGAAAGUUUGAAAACGAACUUUUUUUCAAAUAUAAUUUCAUUUCCCGUUUUUUCUUCAUAUCAACGCGGGUGCUUAACUUUUUUUCUCCCAAAUUUUCUUUUGCCGUGUUCAAAAUGAUUCCGCGAAACUCAAAACAGCCAUCAGAGAAAGGAAAAGAUAACCAAAUUUUGGAGAGUCAGAGAUAGUUUUGCCUUUCGCGGAAAUUAAUUUGAACACGGUAUUUAUAAUGUCUAUAAUUUUUCGUUUUUUCGUUUAUUUCGAUUUCUCAAUCGCACGUGUCGCGGCAGUUCUUUUUUUUUUCACGUCACGAAAUUUUUAAUCUGUCUAUGAACCAUUUUUUUUCCAGAAUCGUUAUCUGCUAUGCGAAACUGAUUCCACAUCAUCGUUUCUAGAAGAAUUUAUUCUGAAGCCUCCUUUUCCCUGUAAAUUGCUGGUUUUCACGACCUUCAGCAGGCUUUUAUGCAACAACUGCUCACUACUGCAGGUUUUUUUUUUCGAAAAAUAACAUCGGCUUUUAUAGCAAUAUUUAUGACAGGAAAGAAAAAUACUAUCUUUCAUAUUUUUUCCGAGUUCGCCUUACCUUUUUGUAAUGCCGUGUUCAAAGUAAUUUUCGCGAAAUGCAAAAUUAUCUCUGACUCUCCAAAAAUCAGUUAUCUUUUUUUUUCUCUGACGACCAUUUUGCAUUUCGCGGAAUCACUAUGAACACGGCAUAAGAUUCCUUGAAAGAUGCAAUUUAUAUUCUUCAAAAUUUUUGAAUUUCUUUUUUUAAAUCGAUUUUGAAUAAGUGCAUCUCAUUAAGUUGAAGUUUAAUUUCUUGAAAUCGAUUUUUAAAAUUUUAGAAAGAGAUAAAUUAGCUCUGAAACAUGGGAAAAAGAUCAAAAAUCCGAAUUCUUACAGGAAUGUUGAACGGAAAUUCAACCCCGUCUUCUAUAUCGUCUCUGCCGACCAAAAGUUGUAUCGAGGAUAUCGCGAAUCGACUGAGCAAUCGGCACAAUGGAAACGGUUACAGUAGCCAGGUUGGUUUUUUUUUUUUUGAAAAGUGGUUGGAAAUAUGUGAAAAUAAUAGUUUAGAUUUGUACUUGUGAGAAAUUUCGGAAGCUUUACAUAAAGGAAUAAAUUAAAGUAUAUGUCGAAACUCGAAAAAAAAAAAUUAAACAAAAAAAUCAUUGAAGUGAUCACUUUAGCAUACGUUCAUUUUUCAUGGUUUUGAAUUUGCGAAAUAAUUUUUGACUCUGUUAUAAAUUCUUGAUUGAAAAAGUAAUUUUUUUAAUUUUAAAAAAAGUCUAGUUGAAGCUUUGUUUUGAUCGAUUUCUUUUCCUCAAACAGGAUAUUCCUGUGGACAAGAAGGCUUAAAAAAAAGGAAAAUUUUUCAACUUUUCAAGCAUUUUGAAAAAAGGCAGCUUUUAUAAUAGUUACAUCUCCAAGUUCACAUCGUCGAAUCAAUGAGUAAGCAUUCCAGACGGAUUCUUCCUCAAACCGGUCGCUUCCGACAGAACCCCUGCAGAUCAGCAACAACACCCCGAGCAUGCAGCUGAGCUGUAUCGAGUGCGGAAUCACCAAAGGCAAUUCCGAAGACAUGGAGGUUCCUUUCUACCUGAAAGAACACCUCACCCAGCCCCCAAUUACCCAGGUUCACAUCAAAAUGGAACACCUCAACUGGCUGCCCUUCCAAUGCCCGAUCUGCCUCACCGAACGGGCUUCCGACGCCCAAAUGCGCGAACAUUUGCACUCCUACCACAACAAGAACAUGAACAAGGUUGAUUUCAAAAGAAGGCUUGUAAUGAAAUCCGAGAUUUUCAGUUCAUCUACGUGGACAACGUCACGGCCAAGCGACAACUUCAGAUUCUCAUGGACAAGGUGAACAUUUUUUGUUAGAUGAAUCUACGGAGAGGGAGAAUAUUCGGGUUAGGAAGUUGAGUUUAAGGCUUUUUGGUCAAAAAUUUGAUAGUUUUGGGAAAUCCGGUACGCUUCAACUUCUAUGAAAAGUUACCUUCAAACCUUCUUUUUCGUUUCAGGAGGAUAAUAAAAAAGUUUUCCAGGCUCUUUCCCUGUCUGUGACGAGGAGAGUAGGUGCAGCCACCUCGUCAAUGAACGGAACUCUCUCGUCUCCCUCUGUCCGGAACUCCUCCCGUUCCAACAAGGAUUCCAGUACUUCCGCCCAGAAAGAAAAACUAGCGUCUACCGCCAACGAUGUAUCCCACCAUUCAUCAAACAAAAGCCAAAAUGAAGAUUUCAGUUGUUCCAACUUCUCGAUUUCUCCGCCGAUGGACAGCUGAACCUCAACGGAACUUCAGCGUCGAGCAAACCUGCUCCAGCUCCAUCGACGUCGACCUCGCGGAAGAGAUCCCACGCCUCGACCUCGAACAAUGACCGCAACGGAGAUCUCGUCGCCACCAACACGGACAGUCUCCUGGCGAGCAUCAGCCGCGCCGCCGCCCAGAACGAGGAAGAGGAGCAGCCGCAGUUGAACCUCGACGACUUCUCCUUGGAAGGCGCCAGCAGCGCCUUGGUCAACCUGUUUGCGGGCGCGAAGAGAGCCAAGAACGACUAUGACGACGGCGACGGGUCGGCCCUGGACGACGAUCAGACCGACGAGAGUGUUCUCGAUUCGCUCAAUCCGAUGUGAGUUCGGGACUGAAGUCGAUUCAGAAUGGGAUGUCUUGAAUUAUUCUUUCAUUACGAAGCUCUAACUGUUGAUCUAGAGAGUGAAACAUGUUCGUCUUUUUAAAAUAACCUUUCAAACCAAGACCAUACUUUUCAAAGUUUUAUAACUUCACGUUCUGAAAUUUAUAAUUUUCUUCGAUGGCAACGUUAUGACUCCUCAUGUCCCAGAUUUUUUUUUUUAAUUUUUCAAAGUUUCCAAAAAAUUGAAGUUUUUCAAACUGAAUCUUGAUUUCCAGCUCCGUUCUUGACAACGUCGCGGCUCUUUUCGGAAACGCGGACAGGUCUUUGGAUGAUUUUUCAUCUUCUGGAAAGGGCAUCAAAGGCUCAAAGUGAGUCGAAAAGUGACUUUUGGAGGGAAUAUCUCGAAUUUUUCUAGUAUCUCGAAGAAGCGGGUCCUCGGAGAGUGCAGCAAAUGUCAGAAGCCCGUGACCGCUGGGGCUCGUCAGAUGCACAUGUUCUUCCAUUUGGCCAAGGACGAAAGCGUGAGCUUCUGCCUUUUUUCGAUAAUAUUUGUAAUUUGUUAACCCUAAAGAGUUCACUUGAAUCUAGAGCUUCUAGAAAGAACAUAAUACAGGCUUGAAACAACAUGAACUGAAAUUUGAGAGUGAGUUUGUUCCAAGUGAUAAUUUUUUGGAGCGAAAAAUCUGACCCUGAGUCGGAGUGGACUGAAUCUAAAGGCAAAAUUCCCAAAGGAGUGAGAAAAAAAAAACCAUUUUGUGAAGAAAAUAAAUUUUGAGCUUAUCCCAGUACCAAGAAGCCCAGAAAACAGGAAAAUUACAGAUUUUCCGGUUCCGUUGCAAGUUCCCCGGCUGUGCCGUAGAGCACUACCGAAAAGACCAAAUGGAAAAUCACCAGUCCAAAGCGCACGGAAAAAUCGACGCCGAAAUGAUGGAAGACCGAUCUUUGGAGCUUUUCCAAAAGUGCCAGGUUCGAAUGCUUGAGCUUUUUGAAUAAAUCCGAUUUUCCUUCCUCCUUUUUUAUCUCGUUAUCAAUAUGCCUCAUUUAUUGCCUUUUUCUCGUUCCAACCAUUUCAACUCUUGUCGGUUAUUCAUCGCUAGUCGGUUUGUAAGGUGAUGGUUCAUGUUUCUUUCAUUUUCUUUCAUUUUUGCCUGCACCCUAAUCACAUUCAUAUUAUAGUCAUACAUAUAUAUUUUUGUCAAUUUGUGCACUCACACAACGUUUUUUUCCAUACUUUAUCGAAUCAUUUGUUUGUUGCCAAUAACGCGGAUCCUCAUUACGCCUUAUUAAUUUUUAUAAUGCUUAUCGAAUUUGAAUAAUUUAGUGUAGGGAAAGUGGUGUAUGAAAAUUCAGAGAAUGAGGAAAAAUAAGGUGGAAAGUUGAGCUCGACGUGCAAAUGUGCUCCAUCGAUAAAACUCUCGUAAACUGAGAAAUAAUUUGUUUGGAAUCGUUUUUUUAGUCUCUCCAGUUAAUUCUAAGAGCUGCUAUUGAAAUUUGGAGCUUUAAAAAACGGAAAAUUGAACAAAUUUUUGCGAUUUUAUCACUGGAGCACACUUUUUAUCGUUUCUUAGUUUUUAGCUUUUUUUUAAACGUCUUUCACAAUUUAUAAACCGGAAAUUUGGCUUACAAUAAGAGCUCAAAUUUCACAUUUUUCCCCUAUCUGUUUUUUCAUACACCAACAAAAAAGCAAGCAUAUCGAACAAUAGAGAGAAACAAAAAGAAGUCAACUAAAAAGAAUAACUCGACACUAUUGUUCGACUACUCGAUGAAAAAGUGGAAUAAAAUUCUGCUCGUUUGGCCAGACGUUGGAUGUUGUAUAUACCGUUAUUUGUGACGCACAAGCAACUCGCUGUAAAUCCGUUGUACAUCUGGAGAAAUGUUGCACUCUGGCUAGGAUGGAAACAGGAAGGAGACUUAAGAGAAAAAAAACGAUGAAAUUGUGGUUGUCGGUAUCGUGUUCGUCGGUUGCAGGAACUCAACCACGAAUUGUUCGUCGCCCAUCGCGCCGGCUCCAAAGGCCAGGCCGAUUCCCAGGUUCGUGUUGUAAAUCCGUUCUGUAAUGUGCCUGUGUUUGUGUUGGUCUUGCAUGUCUUGCUUCUACUAAUCGAGCUGAAUAAUUGAGAGAAAACUGCCGUGAAAAUAGGUCUGGUUUGAGGGUUUUUGCGCCCCAUUGACAAAAUUCAAUCAUACCGUUUUGAACCUAUUUUCAUUUUUCACCUCUGAAUCAUUCAGUCUGACCUGGUAAUGCUACGCUUUGUGCAUGCCCUUCUCCACGUCUAUCUCUUCCGAACCUUGAAACCGUGAUGCUGUGUUGUUUCUCCCCAAUUUCCCGCUCUUACUCUUUGAACGAGAACUAAUAAGCAAGGAGUGCUGAUUUUUCGACUUUUUGGGCUUUUCCCUUCCUUUUUGCCGUGUGCCUUGGACCCAUUUGACUUGUGAUUCAGGACCUGUCCAUGGAGUUGCUUGGGACGAAAAGCGGCAGCACGCCCGGCCCAACUGCCGCUCGGGCCGAGAUCGCAUAUCAGGCCCAACUCGCUGCUCAGAAGGAUCGCGUAAGUUUUUCGACUAACUCUUCUUCUUCUCAUCCUCCUGCGACUCGCCUCAUAACUGCAACGUUUUUCUUUCUUUUUCGGAUUGCGUUAUGGGUUUUUUUUUUCCAUUAAUUUGAAAAAAGGGUACCCGGGAAGAGAGCUCUAUAUAAGUAGGACUUCUGUACAAUAUUUCUAGUCUAACUUAUCCAUAGAGCGUAGAUUCAGGCAAUUUUUCGGCCUCCAGUUCAUCAAUACCUUUUUUAGUUGCUGUUAAUUUUGGGUACUGCAGAAAAAAUGCCUUGAAGUGGAUACUUUUCACGUUGUAAAAUGCUUCUUUUUUAUGAGUUCUGAAUAAUUUAGCUCAAAAUUUAUGUAAAAGUUUGCUCUACGGACAAGUUCUGAAAAAAAAGUUUUUGAAGUUUCUCCAAUAAUUCAGAAGAGCGCUUAGUCAGGGCAACUUUUGCGAGAAACAUUUUCUCACUAAAGCGCAAUUUUUGGCGAGUUUUCGGCUGUAUAAUUAUGGGCUCAUUUUUCGGGUAGCUCAAACAAAAACAAAAACUGACAUGGGAAUGCUCAUGGUUUGAUUUUUCUGACCAGACCUGGGGUAUGCGAAACCUUUACUAAUGGUGUUGGAUUGGUUCUUCUGCUGUCGUUUGGCUUUUUGUCAUUAAACAAGCUUGUGUUUCUUUAGUCGAACAAGUCCAAAGGGACCAAUGGUAGCACGACGUCAGGCAACAAUCCGACUGUCGCCCGAUCUCCUACCGCCGCCGUCGCCGGAAGUCUGAGCAACGCCCGCGCGACUCCCGACGACGAACAUCCUCUCCAGUGCCGACUUUGCGGCAAGACCAUGCAAAAUAGGGUUGGACCUCAUCGAAAUUGGAGUUUCUCACCUUUUGCUGUUAAGAUCCGCGGUUUCCACAUCCUGUGGCACAUGGCCAAGGACAAGGGAAUCAACCGGUACACUUGCAAGUACUGCGACUUCGGACACGACCGCAGCCAGUCGGUUCAGACACAUGGCAAGAAAGAGCACAACUCGGAGGACAACGUCGAGGAUCGCAUCGCGGUUCGUUUUGGAAGAAAAUGAAAAGUUUGGCUUGAAACUGACACACAUGGACACAUAGAUAAGCUUUCCUUCGGAAAAAUUCGUUAUGACAAAAUUUUUACAGUCUUACCAGUUAGAAGUUCAACUAUUCUGUAGGUGUAAAAUAGUUUCGAAAAGUAGAUUUCAAAUUUACGAGCAGAAAGUACAGUCAAUAUUUUCGAACUUCUUCAGGAAUACCAAGACGACGUCAAGGAGAUGUCUGAAGCGUGCUUCGGAUUCCAGGCCCUCUUCGCCCAGGACAACCGAAGACGCAGCAAGAUCCCGGCUGCUAUUCCUGUUCGUCAUCCAUCUUCCCAGCUUUUUCUUAUUUUCUUCUUUUCCAGAAAGACAAGAAGUACGAUGAGACGACGGCGUUGAUCCUUGGAGACGUGUCUCCGACCAACGAGUUGGACGACGCCGCGUCUGGAGACCUCGGAGGCUCGAGUUCCGACGACGGCAUCGAAGAUCUGAAGGACCUCGUUGGCGGCGAGGACGAGGAGGAGGACGUCGAGGAGCAGGAAAACGAUCCCGAACAGGAGAACGACGAGGAGCAGGAUGAGGUCAGCGGCAGCACUGAAUUGCAAAUUGAAGACAAAAGUAGAUUUUAUCCAGAUUCAGCUCAUUCGUUAAAAAAAAACUAUAAUUUAUUUGAAAAGCUUGCUGACGCCUUUAAAGGAGCAUAGGCGAAUUCCCAAAAAGGUAUCAAAGCGAAAAUUUGUUUUUACGUUUUCAUAUGUCACAGAUGUUUUUUUAACAGUCAACACUUGAAUUUUUCCUUUUUCGAUCAUUCCCAUAACUUCGAUUUACCGAAAACAGAUUUAUUCGCGAAAAAUCAGAGAAAUAAGUUCAUGAUUUUUUUUGGCGUGAAGUUCCACGGAAAGUUUGCUUCACGGAUAAAACUUUUGAUAUUAUCAAAACACAGAUCUUUUUACUCUUGAAACUGAAAAACUGGCUCUGGGUAACUUUUCCAUUUAUCCGGUGCUAUUAAUUUUCAUUUCUUAGUUUUUCAGUUGAACUUUGAUUUGAUUGAUCAAGAUAUUUCGAAAAUUUCAAAAAAUAGUCUCUUAGAAUCGAUUUGGAACAUUCCUUAGAACUGAUUUCUUCGUGAAUUAACCUGAAUGCUUCUAAAAAUCGAAAUUAAUGGGCUUUUUUUUUUCAGGAGAAGGACACGGCGAGCACGAAACGCAAACGCCGUUCCUUCGCGCGCUUCGGAAUCAGACCGAAGAAGUCGCGAGGAAAGAAGGAAGAAAUGGCCGCCCUGCGGAACAUCUCGAUGCUCCUCGGCGGAGCUCAGUACUACCGGAAGAAGGUCAACGAGCAGGCCUACUGCGAGAAAUGCGGCAAGCUGACCAACUCGCGGAUGUCCGAACACGCCUACUCGCACAUGGACGAGCCCCUCUUCCUGUGCCCCUGCUGCGAUGCUGUCAGUACUGCUUUCUGUUUCAGAUAUAGCGUGAAUAAUGAAGAUAUCGGUUCUCAUUAAGAAGGCCCUACUCUAGCAAUAAGUAGAAUAUAAGAAUUUUAAACUGACUUUCUUGAAAAUGUUUCGAAAAAAUCAAAAAAAUUAAUCGUGUCAAGACCUUUUUACCAAUGGCUCAGGCCAGCCGUGAAACAGCUAUAGACAGGGUGAAAAUUAUCAGUUUCGAAGAACGUCAAGAAGUUUCAAAUUUGUAAUUUCAGUACAAGGGUCACCAUUGCCGCGACACGGUGAUGAAGCACAUGCGCGAGUCGCACCCCAACCAGGGCGACCGCUGCAUCGACAACCGUCUGAAGCACGCCGCCGGCAUCAAGCAAAUGAUCCAGGAGUGCUAUCCGGCCUACUUCAUCGACAUGCCCCUGCCCAGUGAAUCCGACGUCAAGAAGAUGUUCGUUUUUUUCAGAGUGAAAUUGAGAAAAUUGCCACGAUCUCUUUCAUUUUUCCAAUGCAUAUUUCGACCUGCAGUUUUGUGAAAAAUAACGGUUUUUUAUUACGUACUUCAAGAUAACUUUUUGCAAAGAUUUUUUUGAUCCAAAAAAAUUAUGAAAAUAACAAAUCGAGAAUUUUCGUGAGUGAUAGUGAGUGUUAGUCACGAUUUGAAAAAAAAACCAUUUUUUAGGGAUUUUUUCAACUGAACUACUACUCUGAAAACUUAUUUUAUUGAUUUCUGAGAAAGUUAUUCCUACAUAGACAGAACUCAAUUAACCCAGGAGGAGGAUUUGUUUUACAAAAGUAAUUGGAAAAUUAUUUUUUGAUUUAAGAAGAUAGUACUGACUUCAGUUCAGGAAGACUAGGAGGGGGGGUUCAAAAAGAGCUCGAAAUUUCUUCCUUGAAACCUUAUAUUUAUCAACUUCGAUUUCAGUGUCGACCUUUGCGGCGGAGAAGCGACGAGCUCGAUUGCCGGCAUCGACGAGUACCUGAGAGCCUUGCGGAAGAACAAAGAGCGGACGAGCGCCGGGAGCGGCUCUUCGAACGGCGCCGAGGAGGAAGACGAGCCGUUCGACGACGACGAGGCCGUCGCUGCCGCCAGUUCCGUCGAGGACGAAAUGACGCGUUGGCUCAAGGACGAGGUCCCUCUUUGUCUCUUUCGCGUCUUUUUCCCAAUCAAAUCUUCCGUUUGGAUAAUUGCGGCCGGCUAGCGGCAUUAGGGAUGCGACUUUCUUUUUGAAAAUAAAGCAGUGAAUAUUUAGACCUCAAAAAAAGCUGUUGGAUUCACGUUUUUUGAUAAAUCGAAUUAGACUCGCUCCAUUUUACAGUCGUUCUCAAAAAAUUCAGAAAUCCCUUUUUUUAAUAUUUAAAUCUCCAUCUUGAUAUUUUUUUACUUUUUCCUACUAAAAAUCGAUAAAAACAAGUGAAUUUCAUGUGCAAACUUUCAGGGAGAAGAAGACGCUGGCUUGGAAAUGGAAGCCGAUGUCGACGAUGGAUUCUGA
Caenorhabditis auriculariae is the source of this 10500-nucleotide messenger RNA. NCBI's taxonomy places the organism in Eukaryota, Metazoa, Nematoda, Chromadorea, Rhabditida, Rhabditidae. The record is from the annotation of a GenBank genome assembly.